Molecule: messenger RNA, 697 nt
Organism: Symphalangus syndactylus (siamang)
Lineage: Eukaryota; Metazoa; Chordata; Mammalia; Primates; Hylobatidae
Product: cytochrome c-like
Molecular function (GO): heme binding; electron transfer activity
Source: RefSeq, a predicted model, not a curated record
CAGGAGUUUGAGACCAGCCUGGCCAACAUGGCAAAACCCCAUCUCUACUGAAAAUACAAAAGUUAGCUGGGCGGGGUGGCAUGCACCUGUAAUCCCAGCUACUAGGGAGGCUGAGGCAGGAGGAUUGCUUGAACCUGGGAGGCAGAUGUUGCAGUCAGCUGAGAGUGUGCCUGGGCAACAGAGCAAGACACCAUCUCAAAAAAAAAGUAGCUAAAAAAUAGAUAUAGAAUGUUCUCAACACAAAGAAAUGAUAAAUGAGAGAGCGGGACAUCUGGUUUCUGAGUGGGAACCUUCACAGUGCCAGUGACAAAAGAGAGAAUUAAAUAUGGGUGAUGUUGAGAAAAGCAAGAAUACUUGUGUUCAGAAGUGUGCCCAGUGCCACACCACGGAAAUGGGAGGCAAGCACAAGACUGAGCCUAACCUCCAUGGUCUCUUUGGGUGGAAGACAGGUCAGGCCAUUGGAUUCUGCUACAUGGACACCAGUAAGAACAAAGGCAUCACCUGGGGAGAGGACACACUGAUAGAGUAUUUGGAGAAUCCAAAGAAUUACAUACCUGGAACAAAAAUGAUCUUUGGUGGCAUUAAGAAGAAGGGAGAAAGGGCAGACUUGAUAGCUUAUCUCAAAAAAGCUGCUCAUGAGUAAUAAUUGGCCACUGUGUUAUUUAUUACAAAAGAGAAAUGUCUCAUGAAUUUUUUA